Micropterus dolomieu (smallmouth bass) is the source of this 4470-nucleotide messenger RNA. Its product is annotated as frizzled-7-A-like. The record is from RefSeq and is a predicted model, not a curated record. Gene Ontology annotation, cellular component: plasma membrane. The transcript has a single exon. Lineage: Eukaryota; Metazoa; Chordata; Actinopteri; Centrarchiformes; Centrarchidae. The coding region runs from base 479 to 2185 and encodes 568 amino acids. Gene Ontology annotation, biological process: canonical Wnt signaling pathway; non-canonical Wnt signaling pathway. Gene Ontology annotation, molecular function: Wnt receptor activity; Wnt-protein binding.
AGCGAGCCUCUGGACUUCCAACCGCUCCGCAUGUGAACCGACGCUGUGUGUUCAGUCAGGUCGGAAAACGAUGGAAAUAUGAGCCUUUUUAACUUUUAAAUGUGUCUUGUUUUGCGCUAAAGUAACAACGCUUAAGUGUCAAACGCGCUGGAACAAUUUCGGUUUGAAUAAUUUCAAGAAAAUGGGACUUUAAGUGUUUUUUUUUCUCUCCCCCCCCCCCCACGGGACUGUGAGUGAGAGUGGACUGCUUGGAGUCACUUACAAAGACCAUCAAGAAGUCAUGACAUGACGAACGUUUUAACUUGGAUUUAUCUUCAUAAAAUAGGAGGAAAAGACUAUUACGGCAACUUCAACUCUAAGUACUCGGACUACAUGGUACAUGUUGUUAAUUUAAUUUAGAUUUUCUUUGCUUUUCAACCGUUUUCAAGUCGCCCUACUUGGAUCAAAGUUUUUCCUUCCCUCCCCCUCCUCCUCAACUAUGGCGGCGGCCAGGUCCACCACUGGCUCCGUGUUGCUGCGGAUCAUGUGGCUGGUGUGCGGGCUGUCUUUCUUACCUAGUUCUGCUCAGCAUUACAACAGUGAGAGUGGAAUAUCCAUCCCAGAACACGGGUUUUGCCAGCCCAUCUCCAUCCCGCUAUGUACCGACAUCGCCUACAACCAGACCAUCAUGCCGAACCUCCUGGGCCACACGAACCAGGAGGACGCCGGACUAGAAGUGCACCAGUUCUACCCUCUGGUCAAGGUCCAGUGCUCUGCGGAUUUAAAGUUCUUCCUGUGCUCCAUGUAUGCCCCGGUCUGCACAGUGCUGGAGCAGGCCAUCCCCCCGUGUCGGUCCCUGUGUGAGCGUGCACGGCAGGGAUGUGAAGCCCUCAUGAAUAAAUUCGGCUUCCAGUGGCCGGAGCGGCUCCGCUGCGAGGCUUUCCCCGUUCACGGGGCCGGUGAGAUCUGCGUUGGUCAGAAUACAUCCGAACCCAGCAGCCCGGCAUCCCCGUCUUUGCCCAAUGCACGCGAUCCAGUGACCCUUCCCCCAAACUUAGGCCGACCCGAGCAACGCCCGGCCCAGCACAGCCCGUACCACCAGUUCUCCUGCCCUUUACAGCUGGAGGUGCCUUCCUACCUGGGCUACCGAUUCAUGGGGGUCAGCGACUGCGGAGCCCCGUGUGAGCCCACAAAACCCACCGGCAUCAUGUAUUUCCGGGAGGAUGAGGUAAAAUUCGGCCGGCUCUGGGUCGGGAUCUGGUCCAUCCUGUGCUGUGUGAGCACCUUAUUCACAGUGCUCACCUAUUUAGUGGACAUGAGGCGGUUCCGAUACCCCGAGAGGCCCAUCAUCUUCUUAUCUGGGUGUUAUUUUAUGGUGGCGGUGGCCUACGCUGCUGGGUUUUUCCUGGAGGAUAAAGUUGUUUGUGUGGAUAAAUUCAACAAUGACGGCUACAGGACUGUGGCUCAGGGGACGAAAAAGGAGGGCUGCACCAUCCUCUUCAUGGUGCUGUACUUUUUUGGUAUGGCCAGCUCCAUCUGGUGGGUGAUUUUGUCCCUGACUUGGUUCCUAUCUGCCGGCAUGAAGUGGGGCCAUGAGGCCAUCGAAGCAAACUCCCAGUACUUCCACCUGGCCGCAUGGGCUGUCCCCGCCAUCAAAACCAUCACCAUCCUCGCCAUGGGCCAGGUGGAUGGCGACGUCCUGACCGGGGUCUGCUUCGUUGGGAUCUUCAACGUGGACUCCCUCCGCGGCUUCGUCCUGGCCCCGCUUUUUGUCUACCUGUUCAUCGGCACGUCCUUCCUCCUGGCCGGCUUUGUGUCCCUCUUUCGGAUCCGCACCAUCAUGAAGCACGACGGCACCAAGACGGAGAAGCUGGAGAAGUUGAUGGUGCGGAUCGGGGUGUUCAGUGUCCUCUACACGGUACCGGCCACCAUAGUGAUCGCCUGUUACUUCUAUGAGCAGGCCUUCAGGGAGCACUGGGAGCGGACCUGGCACAUGCAGACCUGCAAGCGCUUCGCCGUACCCUGCCCGGUGCACAACUUCGCCCCCAUGACCCCGGACUUCACCGUGUUUAUGAUCAAAUACCUGAUGACCAUGAUAGUCGGGAUCACCUCGGGUUUCUGGGUCUGGUCCGGGAAGACUCUUCAGUCGUGGCGGAGGUUCUACAAGCGCCUUAGUAAUGGAAACCACGGAGAGACAACGGUGUAAAGUUUAAAGGAUGAAAAGGCCACAGAUACAACAACCAUGGAAAUGAGGUCAAUUAGCUUUCAUUUUUAAUACUCUUUUGGGACACUUUAAAAAAAAAAAAAAUAGGAUUUUUGUGUUUUUUAGGUUGUGACGGCAAAUCAGGCUUUUGGACUCACAACCAAACUUUAAUCUAUAUUCGAAAGAAGUUGGAUGUAUUUUCGAUAUAUAUCUUUGUGGGGGGUUUUGUCGACAAGAACAAGAGACAGCCCCCACUUCCUGGCUUUUGCAUCUUUGGAUUAUAAACUGGUGUAAAUCCCUGGACUGUAAUGCCAGACUGGUGAAUUUACUUUCAGUGUGACAUUUCCAACAUAUUGUUUCCAACUGAUUAUAUCCAUAAUAUUACAAUUUGAAUGUACUUCUUGUUUACCCUGGGGAGACUUUCUCAGUGGAAAACACCGGAACAGAAAAGACUGAUCUGUCCAUGCUGCAACAAAAAGGCUAAAGGUUUGAUCCCUACAGCAGCCACACCCUCUGAUCCUUAAUGAGGGAUGCCUGGAUUAUACAAGUUCAUUUUAAGGUACUGGCUUUGCUUUUAGGCAAAGACUGAAAUGCUUUAUGUGUGUUAGAUAUCGCAGCGUGCAAUCUCACCUGUUUUUAAUCUGAUGAAAAAUGCAUCAACUCGUGACUCUGCUAUUAUGUGCCAAGUGGCUGCCCAGAAAUCCAAAUUUUUAUAUCAUAUUUUAUAAUUUUUUCAAACUGUUGAGCAUUUGCUCCUGUAUUGAAUGUUCACUCCGAAGGUGAAUGAAGUUAUGUAUUGGUUUGCACAGCUAUGGUAAAGGUUAAAAGUGUUUAAAAAAUGACUGAUUCAUGACAAAGUGACCUGGAUCAAACAGUUACAGAGACCACACACACAUAUGGGCCUCCACUCUGAGAUGAAGACACAACAGCUCAUUGUUUGUCUCUCUGUGUGUGUGUGGUCUCUCAGCUGUUGGAUCCCCCAUCAAAAAGACCUUUUAAGCUUUUAAGACAUCCAAAGCACCAUUUCAAGGAUCCUGAUUUAAUCCGCACGAGGUGGAAAUGGUUGCUCAGGAUUUUUAAUGUUGUUUUAUCCUCGAUCUAGAUGACUGUACACAUCCACGCCUGUAAUCUACCCAAUGUAACUGAAUCUGCCUUACUCCCUUAUAAUUUCACUUGUGUUAAAUGGUAUUUCACAAGCACACUAAACAUUUUAGAGGCUGUAAUGAGUCAUUAUUUUAGUGUCUGUGCUACUUUACACAAGCCUUGAAAACACAGAGAAACUGCAUUUAUUUUUUUCUGCAUUUAUGUUUGAUGUUGUAAUCAUGGAAAUGCCAGGAAGGAGGUCGCCUUAUAUAUAUUUUAUUUUGAUAGAGUGCAGUGGAGAUGUACUAUACAGUGUCAGCAGGUUUUUACAACAAAAACUGAUUGAUUGUUGGUGAAAAUGGACAUCCACAUUUCCUCAACUAAUCAGUUUGAAAACCUAACAAUACAAAAGAAGGGAGCCUGUCAACUAAACGCUCCUGUAGGUAAAAUAACACAACCCAAACGUGAAAUUCAGGAUUGAGGCUUUAUUUUCUGAAACCUGAGUAGUUUUUGAAAUUGCAGUAGAAACUCAACACUCAUGUGAAUACAUUACACUUUUUUGCUACUGGUGCUACAGUAGCAAAAAAGUAACCAAUGAUUUGGGCCCAUUGGUAAUCCGCUGUUGCGUGCAGUACAUUGGCUAUUUUAUUUAUAUAUAUAAAUAUAUAUUUACUUUAUUUCUCUGACUAAAUAAUUAAACCAGGAGAUCUUUAAAUCCACUCAUACUAAUACUAGAAAAUACACAGUGUACCAGUCUUCACAGUAUACUGUAAAUGCAGUUUGUGGACAAGAGAUUUCACAUUUCCCAUGUGAAUGUACUAGGUAUCUCCAUCACUGGUUAAAAUAAGUAUGUAGGAUUGAGAUAGGAAACAGGGCAACACUCCACUGCACAUGAUUCAUCUCUCGUCCGUCAUGUUUUCACCUAACAAGGUAAAAGUUUUCUGUGUAACUGUCGUUAUGCAGAUGAGAUCUGACGGUGUCUGCCGAUGUGGUGGUGGUGUUGUUUUGUUAGUUUUCAGAAGGAAUACGAGUAUGUGUGGGGGUUUUAUUGGAACAUAUGCAACCUACAAGUAAACACAGACUCUGUUUAAGUUUAAAGGCAUAUUGUAUUUAUGGGAAUACUCAUUUUUGUCUAUUUUUUACUUUUUUAAUGUGAUAAGCCUGUUGUAUGUGUACAGUUUGAAUAAAAGUGAUAAGGUUUGUAA